Pterocles gutturalis (yellow-throated sandgrouse) is the source of this 868-nucleotide messenger RNA. RefSeq names its product KIAA1143 ortholog. NCBI's taxonomy places the organism in Eukaryota, Metazoa, Chordata, Aves, Pterocliformes, Pteroclidae. Bases 21 to 500 code for a protein of 159 amino acids. The transcript has 3 exons. The record is from RefSeq and is a predicted model, not a curated record.
CUUGGUGGCGGGCCGUGGCCAUGAGCAAAAGGAACCAGGUGUCGUACGUGCGGCCGGCCGAGCCCGCCUUCCUCAGCCGCUUCAAGCAGCGGGUCGGGUACCGGGAGGGGCCCACGGUGGAAACCAAGAGAGAGCAGCUUCCGCUUGCAGAUGAUGACAGUGAGAACGGCAGUGACAAUGAAGAUGAGCAGCCUCAAGUGGUAACACUGAAAAAAGGGGACUUGACUGCCGAAGAAGCCAUGAAAAUUAAACAGCAAAUGAAAGAGGCCUUAAAGUCAAAUGAAUCAGACGGUGAUCCAGAACCUGCUGAUGGAAAAAUUAUGUUCAGGAAACCAGUCAAACGUUCAUCAGAGAAGCUUUUGGACUUCAAUGUAAGUUCAAGUAAGAAGAUGAAAGAAGCAAAGAAAACGAAGAGAGAAGCAACUACUCCUCCGAGUACAGCUAAGCAAAUAAAAAAUAGCAGUCUUCUCUCAUUUGAUGAUGAGGAAAAUGAUGAUUAGGAUUUGUAUUUUUUAAUAUUUUACUUACCCUUCUAGGGAUCUGAGUAGGAGUGUUUUCCUAGAAAUUGAAGAAUGGUAUCUGAGUCUUCUCUUACUUUGUUAUAGUCCAACUAGGGAAACAUAGUAUAAAACUAGCAAGAUCUGUCUUUGCAGUUCAGAUGGAACUGUAUGAACAGGAUGUCAUGUCUUUAUUUUAAAAGAGAGUUUCACCAUGUGUAUAAAAGCUAUUUGAAGUCACUAAAUGAGUAGCAAAAUACACCUGUACAUAUCCAGCUUAUAUAAAUUUUCAAUCAAUACAUUGCAAAAUGUCCUCCAUUACUAAAAAUGUAUUUCCUCUCUCUUUACUGGCCUUAGUUGACAGUUGUGUG